AUUGGGCCAAACCGAGCUGCCGUAGUGCGUCACAUGUUAACCAGGGUUGAUGCUACCGACAGCUUGACAACAUUUUGAAAGUCGAAGGAAAAAACGAAGAAUUAUUGAGAUAAGUGCUCUGUCGUUGUUGGCACUCUGCGCUUUGCUUUGAAAUGUCGUAACACCUCCGUGUAUUGUUGGAUAAAACACACCAGGUUAGCUGACAUUGUCAACACAGGAGCUACAAUAAAGAGAGCUCCAGAUGCGGCUAAAGGACCCCUUCUCUUUGAAAGCCGCCGAUAUGACUAAGCGGACUAAUAAACCGAGGAAACCUCGAGAUGAGGAGUCAUCAGAUGAAGUCAGUGGGUUGACUUGCCAGCAUGUGAGUAAGGCAGUAGACCUGAGCUCAGUGAAGAAAUCUGUGCUGUCCAGCGUGUGGUUGGUGUGCUCUGAGUGCCUAAAGGAGAGGACCAUGAUUGAUGGAGAGCCAGCAGCAUCCCAUGACAUCCUGGUGUGCUUAAAGUGUGGUUUCCAGGGCUGUAACCAGACAGGGAUCCAGCACGCUGUCAAGCACCACCAGGCGUUCCGUCCAGAGUCUCACUGCAUCACUAUCAGCUUGAGCACGUGGAAGGCCUGGUGUUUUGAAUGUAAUGAGGAGCUCUCCACUCACUGCAACAAGAAGGCUUUGGCUCAGACCCUGGACUUCUUACAAAAGCACUCUGUCAAGGCAACAUCAGGAGCUUCACCCAAGGUCAUCAAAUUUCAAGAGGAACCAUCAGAUUAUACAGACCCACCCAAAGGAAAGAGUCCAGCCAUUAACAGCACAUUGGUCCCUGUUAAAGGCAUAAAUAACCUUGGUAACACUUGCUUCUUCAACGCUGUUAUGCAGGGCUCCGCGCUUCAAGGGCUACCAACAACAAGACAGCCAGGAGCUUCUGCACUACCUAAUGGAUUCUAUAAGAGUAGAGGAAACUAAAAGGGUGAAAGCGGGAAUUCUGAAAGCUUUCAACAAUCCCACAGAGAAGACUGCAGAUGAGGACACCAAACGCAAAGUCAAAGCAUACGGGAAGGAAGGUGUGAGGAUGAACUUCGUUGACCGCAUCUUUGUAGGCGAGCUGACCAACACAAUAAUGUGUGAGGAGUGUGAGCAUAUCUCCACAGUGAAGGAGGCUUUCAUAGACAUCUCUCUACCCAUCAUAGAGGAGAGGAUAUCAAAACCAUCAAACCCUGGUAGGCUGGGGAAGGGCAGCCGGGAGCAGGACACCCACAUGACUCACAGCGACCAGGUUCCUUUUGCAGCGCACUCUGUCAACAGAAACACCAGGAAGCUGAGCGGACAGAAGCAACAGAGCAGGAGGUCUUCGAGCUCUGUGGAGGAGAAGGGAGCAGGCUGCAGUGCGGAGCGGCCAGAGGAGGAGGGGGUAGCUGGUGGAUCAGCCCGCGGCGUCUCAGUUUGCAAGAUGGCCGCUGCCGGCAGCCUAUCAGAUGGCAGUGAAAGAGACUCUGGUGCUCAGGACAGCAGUAAUGACGCUGACAGCGAGGCCUCAGAGAGCGAGUGGGCCCCACGCACCCCCUCCUCCAGCCACAGCCACGGGCACAUGUCCACCCCAUCGUCCACCUCCACCCUCACUCCAUCACCUACACCCAUCUCCGCCUCCUCCCCUUCACCGUCAUCCUCCACGAGGCAAGGUGGCGCUGUAGAGCAGCUAGUUACUGCAGUGUCUAAAGUCAACCUCGGGUUCACCUCUGCGGACUGCUCUCCUUCUACACGCUGUUCUCCAGAAGAGCAGGGAGAAACACAGUCACGAGACAACCUCCACCAUCAACACCACCAGGGGGCCUUCCAGGUGCUGUCCCACAGUUACACACCCAGCUCCAAGGAGUGCUCCAUCCAGUCCUGCCUCCACCAGUUCACCUCUGUGGAACUGCUGAUGGGCAACAACAAGCUGCUGUGCGAGAGCUGCACUGAACGCAGACAGAAACAGCUGCGAAAGAGCGGCUCAGUCGAUAAGAAGGUGGAGAAAAUGUACACAAGCGCUAGGAAGCAAAUGCUGAUAUCCUCGCUGCCUCAUGUCAUCACGUUGCAUCUUAAACGCUUCCAUCAGGCAGGGAUGAACUUACGAAAAGUCAACCGCCAUGUUGACUUCCCUCUGAUCUUGGAUCUGGCUCCAUUCUGCUCGGCGUCUUGCAAGAACCUGGCAGCCGGUGAUCGCGUCCUCUACAGCCUGUAUGGGAUUGUUGAACAUAGUGGCUCAAUGCGGGGGGGCCACUACACUGCUUAUGUGAAAGUCCGUGCUCCCCAGAGGAAAACAGAACAGCACCACAGGAACCUAUCAGGUGCGAGGGAUGCCGGUGGCAGCUCCCAGGGCCAGUGGGUGUACAUCAGCGAUACCACCGUUCAGACCGUACCAGAGUCAAGGGUACUCAACUCUCAGGCAUACCUUCUCUUCUACGAGGAGAUGCUGUAAUGUGACACAGGAAAAUACUUUUCCCAAGAUCUCUGUUUUGCUUUGUGUUGUUACAUGCCUGUACUACUCCUCUUACUGUAUCUGUGAGUAGGUCGAGGGAAGAAAAGGGAAAGACUUCACUGUACACUCACUUGUCUUACAUAAGAGGAAUGACCCUUGUGUCAUUCUCAGUUCAAAUUGGCACUUGAAUAUGUUGAUGUGAAUAUCUUAGAUAUAUAAAAGAUAAUAUUUUCUGCUUUGAUAUAGCCCAGAUUUUCAUUCAUGUUUCCUGUUUUAAAAACCCUACUCUUUAUAAAGAGGCCGGGAGAAAGGAGGGUUACUGAAUCUGAGCUGUUCUUAGUUUAUUGUCUAUCUCUGUCACAAUUAUGUGCCUGAGAUAAGUGCAUGGAAGAGUUUGCUACAGUAACUAACAGGAAAUAAUGCAGAAUUAUCGCAUGCUAAACUGCCCUGACUAGUUGAUGUCAGUUUGUGUGUGUGUGUGUGUGUGUGUGUGUGUGUGUG
Molecule: messenger RNA, 2948 nt
Organism: Morone saxatilis (striped sea-bass)
Lineage: Eukaryota; Metazoa; Chordata; Actinopteri; Moronidae
Gene: usp45
Product: ubiquitin specific peptidase 45
Biological process (GO): protein deubiquitination
Molecular function (GO): cysteine-type deubiquitinase activity; zinc ion binding
Source: RefSeq, a predicted model, not a curated record